GAAGGAGCCCCUCUCCAGUUUCCUUUAUGAGAGCACUAGCGUGGGUGUUGGACCGGAGCAGGAGGGAGCUCUGGGCAGGCUGGGAGCAAAAGUCAAUUUCUAAUGUUGCUGCCUUUACUGUCAUUCCGAGGAAGCCCCUGGAGGAUGAAGAGAAAUGGCAUAAAAGCUUCCUCCUACAUCGCGUAACAGAAGAGAAUCCCAAAGGAAGUUGGAGGAGAGCUGCCAGUAUCUACAAAUGUUCCAGCCCGAGGGGCAGGGCGGGGCAAUCUAGCCCCGGAACAGGCGGGGCAGACGCCUUCAGGGAAACCGGAAGUUAAGAUUGUUCCCCAGUCCCACCUCCUCCUCCACUUCCAAAGAUUUUCCCGCCUUCGCUCCUUAGCAGGCCAUGGAACUUCCUGCGCCCCGCCCCUGAAGCCUUGGGAGCCUGGAGUCCCAGGGAUGGCCUCUGAAAGGGACAGACUCCCAGCCCAGGUAAGUGCAUUCCAGCCUCAGAUGGGAGCCCCAUCAGCCAGUGAGGACCUUCCCUGGCUCUGACACAAGAUGGAUCUGGAAGCUGCUCCCUCCUUCCUGCUGGGCCAUUUCUCUACCCACAUACAAGAAAGUAGGAACAGCACUUCCCAGCUCUCUUCUGGGCUUUGAGAGUGAUUCGUUGGCCCUUGGCAGCUCAGACCCCAACAGCUCCCCCAAAGCACUGCCUCCCAUGUUGGAUUUCUCCCUGGACACAAGAGGUGGUGACGUUCAAGGAUGUGGCUGUGGACUUCACUGAGGAGGAGUGGCGCCUCUUGUCACCUCCCCAGAAGGAGCUGUACAAGGAGGUGAUGCUGGAGAAUGCCCAGAACCUGCUCUCUGUGGGGCUUCCAGGGUGCCCAGAAGAUGUGAUCUCUUAUUUGGAGCAGAAGGAAGCCCCAUGGAUGCUGAAGCAAGAAGGCCUGAGGAGCUGCUGCCCAGAAGGAGAGAUCAGAUCUGAAAUGAAGAUGAAUCCAACAAAGGUGAGCCUUCUUGUGAAAGAAAUGGACCUACAAAAUUCUGAUAUCUUUGCUUUCAGAGAAUUUUGUGUUGCACCUCAAAAGAAAUCUCUUAUUGAACAUCAAAGAAUGCACACUGAGGAAAAAUCUAGUGAAAAUAAUCAGUGCAGAAAGACUUUUGUGUGCAGGGCCAAUCUUGCUAGACAUCACAGAAUCCACUCUGGUGAGAGACCUUAUGAAUGCAAAGAAUGUGAAAAGACAUUCAGUCGGAGCUCCUCUCUUGCUGUACAUCAGAGAGUCCACACUGGGGAGAAACCUCAUAAAUGCAUGCAAUGUGGAAAGACAUUCAAAGAAAGGUCCAAACUUGCUGUACAUCAGAGAGUACACACUGGGGAGAAACCUUAUGAAUGCAAGCAGUGUGGAAAGACAUUCAGUCGGAGUUCCAGUCUUGCUGUGCAUCAGAGAAUCCACACUGGGGAGAAACCUUAUGAAUGCAAUCAGUGUGGAAAGACAUUCAAAGAAAGGUACAAACUUGCUAUACAUCAGAGAAUCCACACUGGGGAGAAACCUUAUGAAUGUAAGCAGUGUGGAAAGAGUUUUAGACGGAGCUCCAGUCUUGCUAUACAUCAGAGAAUCCACACUGGUGAGAAACUUUAUGAAUGCAAACAAUGUGGAAAGACUUUCACACUGAGCUCCAGUCUUGCUGUACAUCAGAGAAUUCACACUGGGGAGAAACCUUAUGAAUGCAAAAAAUGUGGAAAGACUUUCAGACUGAGCUCCAGUCUUGCUGUACAUCAGAGAAUUCACACUGGGGAGAAACCUUAUGAAUGCAGGCAAUGCGGAAAGACAUUCAGUCGGAACUCCAAACUUACUGUACACCAGAGAAUCCAUACUGCAAAGAAAUCUUAUGAAUGCAAGCAAUGUGAAAAGACCUUCAGACUGAACUCAAGUCUUGUUGUACAUCAGAGAAUCCACACUGGGUGCAAACCUUAUGAAUGCAAACAAUGUGGAAAAACAUUCAAAGAAAGGUCCAAACUUACUGUCCAUCAGAGAGUCCACACUGGGGAGAAACCUUAUGAAUGCAAGCACUGUGGAAAGGCAUUCAGUCGGAGCUCCAGUCUUGUUGUACAUCAAAGAAUUCACACUGGGGAGAAACCUUAUAAAUGCAAGCAGUGUGGAAAGACAUUCAGUCAGAGGUCCCAUCUUGCUGUACAUCAGAGAAUCCACACUGGGGAGAAAUCUUAUGAAUGUAAACAAUGUGGGAAGACUUUCAGACUGAGCUUUAGUCUUGGUGUACAUCAGAGAAUCCACACUGGGGAGAAACCUUAUGAAUGCAAGCAGUGUGGAAAGACUUUCAGACUGAACUCCAGUCUUGGUGUACAUCAGAGAAUCCACACUGGGGAGAAACCAUAUCAAUGCACACAGUGUGGAAAGACAUUCAGUCGGAAGUCCAAUCUUGCUCUGCAUCAGAGAAUCCACACUGGGGAGAAACCUUAUGAAUGCAAGCAGUGUGGAAAGACAUUCAGUCGGAACUCCAGUCUUGCUGUACAUCAGAGAACCCACACUGGGGAGAAACCUUAUGAAUGUAAGCAGUGUGGAAAGACAUUCAGUCGGAGCUCCAAUCUUGCUGUACAUCAGAGAAUCCACAUAGGGAGAAACCUUAAGAAUGCAAGCUAUGUGUAAAGACAUUCAUUCACAUGCAACUCCAGUCUUGCUAUUGUGAAGGAAAUUAAUUUACCAUCCCACCUUUCUGGGACAGCACACCUGUUGUGAGCCUGAACUUGACUCAGCUGAGGAUUGCCUGAUGGAAACCAUUGAGUGAGAAUAGAAUGGCAGCAGAAAAAAGGCAGCAACAGAGUUCAGAGAUCAUGAGACAGGGACAGGGUUAUGUCUCCUGGACUUCCCCCCCCCUUCCCCAGGUGGCCCAGGAAAAGCAGAUAGCUACUGUUGGCUUCUAAGAUAAGAUUUGUGAGAGUUAGUGGGCAGAGAAAAGGUUUGAUAUACUGAGGCAAGAGCAGAUAUCCAUGCUCUUUCUCUUUCAGUUUUUUUGGCUAGGGCACCGUAAUGGUGCCCACAGAAUAGCAAGCUACAUGGAGCAGUAUGUCUCCUAUUUUUCCAUCUUUCCCCCCUAUUUCCUUAGGUUAAAUAAAAUUAAUUUGGGGCCACUCUUAUCAUUUCCCCUCUUAUACUAUACAUUACAGAAACCACAUACAGUCAUACUGAGGUCUCUCACUUUACUCAGAACCAGACAAUUCACUACACAGUGAGCAUAUGAUUUAGACCUAAACUGUUAUCCCAUAAGAAAAUUAAGGGAGCACACAUUAGUUUACCUGUAAGAUCAAUUUAUUGAUAAGGGAAGAAUUUAUGACAAGAAAUGGGUAGUAUUGUGAGGUGUAAAAUAGGUAAUUUUUAUUGUAUUCAAUUCAGAACUGUUUGUACAAACAAAACUAAUGCAACUAAGAUUAAAAAUGGAAAAGAAGUUAUCAUUUGCUUUACCAUAUGUCCAACUAAAUACUUGUUUUUAAAAAUUCUAAUCUCAUUCUCAUAUGCCUUAAUUCAUCAUUUCAUGGCAUCUGGAUCUAAGGAGGAGUUAAUUUAGGCAGAAAAUAAUGUCUUUGCCCAAUUGCAAUAAUUUGUAAUUAGCAUCAUUUCCUUUAUAUGGUUUUCCCAAAAAUUCAUAUAAAGCAAAAAUUAAAAAACAACCUGAAACUUUGGAUUUUAAAUAUGAAAUAAAAUUAUCGGCAUUCCAGUGACUUCUACUCAGUUGAAUGUAUUAUCAAAACAAUUAUCUUAUAUAGAAAGUCACCAUGUAUCUAUCAGCUUGAGACUGGACUGAUUGCAUUCAGAGGCCUUUGUAGCAUAACUGACACAAUUAUUUCUACAAUUUCUAAACCUAUAACAUAUCAAAUCUUAAACCUAUUUUGCAUUAAAUUCUAUGCUACAUAUGUGGCAAAAAUUUAUCACACCAGUAUAGAACUUCAAGUAAAUUGGUUUGUUGGGAGGAGGCAAGACUCCUAAUAAAGCUGGACCCUGGUCAAGAUCCAGAGCAGAGACCCCUGAGCCUUAGGAGAUAACCUUAGGAGAUAAGCCAAGAAAUCUGAUGAUGUAGUGACAGAAAAUACAGUCACAAUGAAAAUAGAAUGGAUGCAAAAUAAUUCAUAUUGGCAUCUGAAUUAAUGACACAAGUGCUGAUUAAUCUGGUAAUUGUAAAAACAGAUCACUAUGGGUGGUAACUGCAGUACUCAGUCAGGGUCUUGGUAUUUUUACUGAUGAUUAUGGUGGAAUAGUAGGAGUGAGUAGUAUUGGUUAACUGAUAUUUGAAAACAAGAGUAGCUCUCCACCUCCUGUGUGACUUGUCUUGUUCUACAGUCAAGACCAUCCUUUCUCUUUUUGUCUGACCAUCUUGUUAUACACUCCAAAGAGGUGUGGUAGGAUUUAUGUAAUCUCUGUUACAGGUUUAAGGUCAGGCUGUAAACAAAAUUUGAUAGUACACCAAACUAAUUUUCUUAGCUAAUUAUAAUUUUUAUAAAGCAAACUAUAUUAUUUGACUAUGAACUCAAAACUAAUGACUGUGUUAUAAAAAUCAUAAAGGCUAAUAUUAUUGUAGUCAUAAAAGGGGUAGGGGGGUUUCACACACAUAUACAUCAAAUAUCAUUAUCCUAAUAGGAAAAUGGAUGUGAAUUGAAGUGCUACUACAUUAUAAUUGAUUUUAAGACAGUUCCAUCAAAUCUAGAUUCAUCCUUGUAAAUCCCUUCAGAAUCUUUUCUUGAGACAUUUGUUGUCAGCACCUCAGAUGAUAGGGAUCUCUAGUUUCAGAGUAGUCUGCUGCCUAGGGUUAAAGGAAAUCUACCUGCUAGCCUUGGGGAAGAAUUGAAGGUCUGAUGAAGAACAGGAUCUUGGACUCUCAGAAGGAAAGCUCUAAGAGUUUUAGGGACCAAGAGAAACUUGUCGGAAAGUGAGAUGCUACCUGAGAAAACUGAAUCAAAGAGGUCAAGGUGAGCAUUGUGAAUCUGAAAAAUUCUCAGACCGUACUUCAUAAGAUUUGGUUAAGACCAUUCCCCAUUUUAAACAAUGAAGGAACUUAGAUCAGGAAUGUGAGACCUCUACUCCACCCCUACUUAAGCAUGCUUUAGGGGAAGAAACUCCUUGCUGAACAAUGAAAAAUACUUUAACCUAUACUUACAGUAAGGCAAAAGUUCUUAAACUGUGCCUGUUUUUAGAUCUAAUACAAAAGGGUGUUUAAGUACCUAUAAAAGUCAGGCAACUUGUGAAUUUACAAGGAGCAAAGAGGUAAGAACUUACUCAGAGGUUUUUCAGGUGUGAACUUAAUCAAAAGUUUAAACCUAUUUAGGUGUGAAUUAAGAAUGGUCUGUCCUUUGGACAGACUACUGUGAUUGGUAGAUGUGAGAACUUAGAGGAGGUGACAUAGGAGAAAAUUCCCUUUAAAAGGAGGUCAGAAGCUGAGAGAAGGGUCUCUCUUGGGAGAUCCAGCUGGGAAAAGCUGAAUUGGAGAAGGCAACUGGUGUCUCUCUGAACACUAGAAUUUUGCUUGGGACAAAUCUUGUGGUGAGUGAAUUGAAGACUGACUGAUCUCUCUCUCUUAAGGCUGUCCUAAGCUGGCCUAGCCUUUUUUCUCAUUAUUCCUUUUCUCUCUCUCUUUCUUUAAUUCCUCAUGUAUAUUAAUUAAAAUCUCUAUAAAACCCAGCUGACUUGGGUAUAUUUAAUAUUUGGGAAUUUUUCCCUGGAGACCACCUUAUAUUUGAUUUAAAACAAGACAUUGUCUUGAAAGCAUAUUUUCUGCGGUCACAAUUUAAGCCAAACAACCCUUUUAUCUGUAACAGUUUAAGAGUCCCACUAUUUUAAUCACCACAGCAUGGAGGACAUACUCCACACAGUGGAAAUAACUAAGGGAAAGGCAGAGUUACAAGAUGGAGGGUCUUUACCAAGAUCCUCCAGGAGGCCAGAUUCACUGGGUGAGACUGAGUAGAGACGAGUUCUUGUGACACCCACGUUUGUAGAAGAAUCUCAGCCCAAGAAUGGGAAACUCAAAUUCCAUUCAGUUUGUAAGAAGAAAAAAAUAUUUGAAGAAGUAGUUGUUUAUGGUUGUAUAACUGGUGGAAUAGACUGGAGGCUAAUCAGAUAGCCUCAGGACUGAUGGACAAGUCCAAGGGCUAGUAGAGUAGUCUCUGCAGCUGAUUAUAUAGAGUAGCAGCUCUGUUGUACAGCGUUAGCUUCAUUUAUGGAGUAGCAGCCACAACUGUAGAAUAGCAGCUUCCCAGCUUUGUGGAUGUUUUAUAUAUAUAUAUAUAUAAUAGUGUUAUAGUUCUAAGAACAAUAUGAAUACUUAAUGAAACCAAUUAGUCACAAAACUGAUGCCCAGAACAGAAUAUUAUAGAUCCUCUACACAGAGUUGGUAAAGACUAUCUGCAAUUCAUGUUUGACUGAUGCUGAAACUACAGGUUUUAUACUUGAUGUUUGACCAGUUUUAACUAAUGAGAAGUGGUAGAUUUCAGAGACUAAGGGUCCCUUUCCUCACUACCCCUCAGUGCCUGUUAUCAGCCUAUAUCAGAGUGAAGGAUUAAAAUUCUGGAAAAGGUAUUGGGUAAUUCCCUAUGAUGAAGAGCAGGGUUUGGCAAGUAGAGGCAGGCAGAAUCUUGAGGUACUAACUCAGGGUACCAAUGGAGGAAAGGGCCCAUCCUGGGGCUUCCGAGUGGGAUAAUAUCACUAUCUGCAAAUUCAUAAUUUCUGAAAUGGGGCCGGGCCUGCUUCAUUCUUUGGAUACACAGUAGGAAAGAUCAGAAUUGGUAUUCAGAAGGUGGCAGCAACCAUUUUAAUAAGACCAAGAUAUAAGUAGUGAAAAGUGGAAAGGAUAAAACUCCUUCUUUGCUUAUUUUGUUAAAUAAUUUGUAUAGUAUUGGGAUUCAUUUUUUAAAUGUUUGAUAGAAUUCACUUGUGAAUCCAUAUGGCCCUGGGGAUUUUUUUCUUAGGAAGGAAUUUUACCAAAUUCCUUUUAUGACACAAAUAUGUAACUGAUUCCAAAGACUGGCAGACCAAAAACCGAGAAAGAAAACUACAGACCAAUUUCCUUAAUGAAUGUAGAUUCAAAAAUCUUAAAUGGAAUAAUUGCAAAAAGAGUUGUAGAUUAAAAAUGUAUAUACAAAAUACUCCAAGUAUUAGAUUUAAUAAGAUUUAUUAAAUAAUGACUUGAAGCAAAAAGGAAAAUAAAAGGCUAGAGAAACAGAGAGAGCUCACCUAGCCUUGCAUGCAGGAAAAAGAGAGCAAGAGGGAGGAGCCACAAAAUUAUAUACACACAUGUAACAAAUGCAAA
Molecule: messenger RNA, 7293 nt
Organism: Monodelphis domestica (gray short-tailed opossum)
Lineage: Eukaryota; Metazoa; Chordata; Mammalia; Didelphimorphia; Didelphidae
Biological process (GO): regulation of transcription by RNA polymerase II
Cellular component (GO): nucleus
Molecular function (GO): DNA-binding transcription factor activity, RNA polymerase II-specific; RNA polymerase II cis-regulatory region sequence-specific DNA binding
Source: RefSeq, a predicted model, not a curated record